AUGAGAGGGACCUUGUUGGCUAACCGUCGCGGGGUACAGAGAUUCCGGCAACUCGCGAUCACAGCCGCUAAAUCCUCGAAGAUCAAGCUUCUUCUCUUUUGUUGCAUCGCUUUUACGCUACUCGUCGUUGCUACCCGAGCGUCCGAUUAUAUGGGAUGGACUAAUCACAGCGAUUCUCUUGAUCAGUUCCCUCUUCCAGGGAAAGGAUAUGCUAUUGUAAUGAAUACAUGGAGGAGAUAUGAUCUGUUGAAGCAAUCCAUUUCUCAUUAUUCAUCAUGUGCAGGGCUCAAAUCUAUACAUAUUGUGUGGAGUGAGCCCAAUCCUCCUUCAGAUUCUCUUUCUAAAUUUCUAAACCAUGUCAUAGAGUUGAAAACUAAAGGACUGAAGAAAAUUGAAUUGAGUUUUGAUAUCAACGAGAAAGACAGUUUGAACAAUAGAUUCAAAGAAAUACCUGGAUUGAAGACAGAUGCUGUUUUUUCAAUCGAUGAUGAUGUUAUAUUUCCUUGCUCCUCAGUGGAGUUUGCUUUCAAGGUUUGGCAAAGUGCCCCAGAUGCAAUGGUGGGGUUUGUUCCUCGUGCCCAUUGGGUUGAUAAAUCGCAGGGAAAAACGGAUUACUAUAAAUAUGGUGGAUGGUGGUCUGUUUGGUGGACAGGCACAUAUAGUAUGGUACUCUCAAAGGCAGCUUUUUUCCACAAGAAGUAUCUUAGGCUGUACUCAAAUGAGAUGCCAGCGUCAAUCAAAGAAUUUGUGACUAAGAAUAGAAAUUGUGAAGAUAUUGCGAUGUCAUUUCUUGUUGCAAAUGCAACUGUUGCUCCCCCUAUUUGGGUGAAAGGUAAGAUAUUUGAGAUUGGUUCGACUGGAAUUAGUACCAUGGGAGGGCACAGUGAAAAAAGAACGAGAUGCGUCAAUAGAUUUGUUGCUGAGUUUGGGCGAAUGCCCCUGGUACCCACCACUGUUAAGGCUGUUGACAGCCGCAAUGCCUGGUUUUGGUGA
This is a messenger RNA of Dovyalis caffra, 993 nucleotides long. The record is from the annotation of a GenBank genome assembly. Lineage: Eukaryota; Viridiplantae; Streptophyta; Magnoliopsida; Malpighiales; Salicaceae.